UAUAAAGCGGAACAGCUCACAAGAAGAGGGAGGCGAGGCAGGCGGGAGCAGUGCGCGGCGCGAGUCUGCCCAUCAGCGCCACAGGGACAGGAUGGCUCGGGGGACCAGCGCCGGUUUUGAUCGCCACAUCACUAUAUUUUCCCCGGAAGGGCGGCUCUACCAAGUCGAAUAUGCCUUUAAGGCUAUUAAUCAGGAGGGACUGACAUCAGUUGCCUGUAAAGGGGAGGACACAGCUGUGUGUGUCACCCAGAAGAAAGUCCCGGACAAGCUUCUGGACCCCAGCACAGUGACCCACAUGUACAAACUCACACCCAGCGUUGGUUGUGUUAUGACCGGCAUGCAGGGUGACAGUCGGUACCAGGUGAUGGUAGCGCAGAAUGAGGCAAACAACUUCAAGUACCGCUACAGGUAUAACAUGCCCAUCAACGACCUGUGCCGUCGCAUGGCUGACAUCAACCAGGUGUACACACAGAAUGCAGAGAUGCGGCCUCUCGGAUGUGGCAUGAUCCUGAUUGGCUACGAUGAUGAGCUUGGGCCCUGUGUAUACAAGACGGACCCGGCUGGGUACUACUGUGGCCACCGAGCCUGCUCUGCUGGUGUCAAGCAGACUGAGGCCAACAGCUUUCUUGAGAAAAAGUAUCGCAAGAAGACCAAUUACAACCAUGAUGAAACCAUCCAGCUGGCCAUCACCUGCCUCAUGACAGUCCUUUCAGCAGACUUCAAACCUACAGAAAUUGAGGUUGCUGUAGUGUCCAAGGAAGAGCCAGACUUCAGAACCCUGUCAGAACAAGAGAUUGACUACCACCUGAGUGCCAUUGCAGAGAGAGACUAGGAGUAGGAGGGGGAGGAGGAGUACACACAGAGCGGCACUGGUUAGACGCUUGGUCAGCACCACCAGCGAUUUGUCAGGACAACAGCUUUCAGUUACUUCACUUAGUUUUUUUAUAAAUGACUUGUAUUGAGCAUGAUUUUUUGUGGAGGUGUUAACUAUUAUAAUUAGCUAGUAUUCAUUGCCCUAAUUUUUGUACACCACUGGAUAGACGCUGAGUAUUGAGCCUGACUCGUCAAGGAAAGCAUCACACACUAUGUACCGGAGUCUCAGCAAAUAAUAACUUUGGCAACUUUUCUCA
Molecule: messenger RNA, 1130 nt
Organism: Eriocheir sinensis (Chinese mitten crab)
Lineage: Eukaryota; Metazoa; Arthropoda; Malacostraca; Decapoda; Varunidae
Product: proteasome subunit alpha type-6-like
Exons: 7
Coding region: 92-832 (246 amino acids)
Biological process (GO): ubiquitin-dependent protein catabolic process
Cellular component (GO): proteasome core complex; proteasome core complex, alpha-subunit complex; nucleus
Source: RefSeq, a predicted model, not a curated record